GCUCUUUUUGAUGGACAUGGGCAAUCCAAAAAAGUAGGAAAACAAGAGAGCCGUAGUGGUAGGCGCACUACCAGACACGUGGGCCCCCACCACCAUCACUCCCUCCACCUUCUACACUUUGUACUCCUAGUAACACCUACUACUCCUCUCCCCUGCCUUCCACUUCUUCACAAACCAUCCCCUCUCUCUCUCUCUCUCUCUCUCUCUCGCUCUAACCUCUGAAACUCACCAUCUUUUGCCCUCAUGGAAGGUCCAAGUUUAGGGUUGUCAUCAGGAACCGCUGAAAACGAAGGCGAGCUGGAGCUGGGUCUUGGUCUGAGCCUCGGUGGUGGUUCGGUGAAGGCGGCCGCCAAGGGUUCUCAGUGGGGUGAUUAUGGGAGGAUAUUGACGGCCAAAGAUUUCCCAAAUGGGUUUUGUAAUAGAGCUGCUAAUACUAACACUGCUGCUGCUGCUGCUGGCGUUGGUACAAAAAGGGCUGCUGCUGACUCUGUUUCUCCUGCUCGGCAGGUUGGAUCCCCUGCUGCUGCUGCUACUCCUGGUGUCAGCCAGGUUGUUGGAUGGCCACCCAUAAAGGCUUAUAGGAUGAACAGUUUGGUUAACCAAGCAAAGUCUCCAAAUCCUGAAGAAGAUAAGGGGGUUGGUGGCGAUGAUUUAAUGAAGGAUGUUGCCAAGAAGAAAGUUAGCUAUGGAAGCAAAAAUACCAACUCUGGUGGUAAGGAAAUCAAAGGGCAUAUUGGGUUCGUGAAAGUGAAUAUGGACGGAUUGGCUAUCGGAAGGAAGGUGGAUUUGAAUUCUCAUGCUUCAUAUGACACUCUAGCUCAAGGACUGGAGGAAAUGUUCUUCAAGCCAAAUAUAACCGUCGGUCCUAUCCGUGGAGAGAAGGAACAAGCAACGAAGCCGUCUAAGCUUCUGGAUGGAUCAUCUGACUUUGUGCUCACUUAUGAAGAUAAAGAGGGAGACUGGAUGCUUGUGGGAGACGUUCCUUGGGGGAUGUUUUUGAGCACCGUAAAGAGGCUUCGAAUCAUGAGGACCUCAGAAGCAAACGGCCUUGCUCCAAGAUUCCAAGAGAGGAAUGACAGACAAAGAAGCAGGCCUGUUUAGCUUCACUGCAGCAGAAAGGAACCACCACAGAUUGAAAAUGACAAUCAAAGAAAUUAGAGAAGUUGAAUAGUCAUCAUUUUGCCAAGGUCAUUACCUUUUUUUUGACAUUUCUACCCUUUUGGUCUCUCUUGUAGGCCUUAUCAAUCUAGUUUUUGUUUAUUUUAUUUUACAACCUCAUACUUCACUGCCAGUUUAUUAAUUUUGUAAAUAUCGAAAUGCUUCAUUUUGUAGUGUCUUGAGUUUGUUGCAGUGGAGUGGGGUUUUUUUUUGCUGUUAUUUUGUUUAGUUUGGAAAUGAAAUGGUUGUUGUUUCUAA
Rhododendron vialii is the source of this 1416-nucleotide messenger RNA. RefSeq names its product auxin-responsive protein IAA13. Gene Ontology annotation, molecular function: protein binding. Bases 244 to 1101 code for a protein of 285 amino acids. The record is from RefSeq and is a predicted model, not a curated record. Lineage: Eukaryota; Viridiplantae; Streptophyta; Magnoliopsida; Ericales; Ericaceae. The transcript has 5 exons. Gene Ontology annotation, biological process: regulation of DNA-templated transcription. Gene Ontology annotation, cellular component: nucleus.